AUGGUUCUUCUGGGUGUAGGUCCAUGGGUGCCAGAGUCACCCUCCUCCCUCACCUUCCUCCUCGUCUCCUUCCUUCUUCUUGGAGAAGAAAGCGACACGGUUCUGGGCAGCCCAGAUGGCAAAUCCUGCAAUUGCAAGGAGCAGGAAGAGCACAAUGAUGAUAAUAGCAAUAGUGAUGUUGCGCUUCACCAUCUUGUCGACCUGGACCCUGGUGGGUCGUGGUGGAUAAUUGUGGAGGUCUGGAGCUUCGUGUAG
Messenger RNA from Penicillium malachiteum, 255 nucleotides. RefSeq lists its product as uncharacterized. The coding region runs from base 1 to 255 and encodes 84 amino acids. The record is from RefSeq and is a predicted model, not a curated record. NCBI's taxonomy places the organism in Eukaryota, Fungi, Ascomycota, Eurotiomycetes, Eurotiales, Aspergillaceae. The transcript has 2 exons.